UGCAAGCGCGACUGCUGCGCGGGUAAUACGAUUUGAAAAGAGGUCUACACGAUUCGACACACCGUCGAGCGUUCUCAGAAAUUUCGAUAAAUCUUCCCUUCAUUUUUGUACCGUACCCGGUAAUUGUAACAAAUACGAAUAAGUCAAUUCUGUAUGGAAAGAAUUUCUUCAUGCAUUCCAGAAGGAUAAGUUAUGAAAAAAAAAAUUGUUUAUUUUAUGCACGUUUAACGGGGUGAACUUACUUAACGAGAGCUUUUUGCAUUCUGAAUAUUCCACGUAUAAUCACAGAUAAUUUUGGCGAAAAAUACGUAGCGUGAAAUGUGUCCGAUAAGCCCGGAAAUCGCUUAUCUUUUUGAUUGCCGAUAUACGGAUAAAGAAAUUUUUAUCCAUUACAACGAUAGAGAGUAUCUCAGUUACCGAUUCCACUUGCUGCUAUAUAAUAUUAGCCACUUGGCAGAUCGUUUGAUUUGUAUUCAAUGCAGAAUAAUUUUGCACGAACUUCUCUGGAACAUUUUAAUCCCGUCGAGCGUAGGAGUAAUUGUGUGUUCUGUUAUAAAAAGUGAGUUCGAUAAGACCAACAGCGGAAUAUACGAGUGUAUUGCUGUCAAGCGUGUUUCUGUUACCGCGAGGAAGCAAGAUAAGAGAGUUGAAAAGCAAUACCUGCAAAAUUAUCGAAUUUGUGCGGUUAAUACAAACAGUUGACCUAGGAAAAAAAACGUUUUUCGUAUCGCGUUUGAUACUGGAUUGAAAUGGGUUCUGCGAGUUCAACGUACACGGAUCAAAGAAUUAUAAAAAUUAGCGCUAACAAUGAACCGUCAGAAACCGUUUACCCGAAGAAUCGAAUUGUGUCGAAUAAGUACACAAUUUGGAACUUCCUGCCGAAGAAUCUGUUCGAGCAGUUCAGGCGGAUCGCAAACUUUUAUUUCCUCCUGUCGGCGUUUACAUCAACGUUGUCGAGAACAUCUGCAAUAUCACCAGUCACCAGCAUUUUGCCACUUGCCUUCGUCGUUUUCGUGACCGCUUGUAAACAGGCAUACGAAGAUUAUCAGCGUUACAUCGGUGACAAGCGCAUAAAUCGAAGACGCGUGAACGUCAUGCGCAGAAAAUGUAUACAGUCAAUUCACUGCGAAGAGAUAGUGGUCGGUGAUCUGGUGAAGGUGUCACGGGACGAAGACAUACCUUGUGAUCUUUUACUUCUGCAUGCGUUGGAAGAAGAUGAGCGUUGUUACGUUACCACCGCCAAUCUUGACGGAGAGAAUAACUUGAAGAUGUUGAUAGUUCCGAAGGUGCUCUCGAAAAUGACCGUGACGGAAAUCGCAUCGAUGGAGGCCACUGUCACCUGUCAGCAUCCUUCGUCCGAUCUGUACAGUUUCCACGGGAAGCUGGAAAUCAAUGAUAACGACAGCGAACGCUGUGGCCCUCUAACUAGCGAGAACCUAUUGCUUCGUGGUUCCACAUUGAAAGAUACGGACCACAUAAUCGGGUGCGCGGUAUACACCGGGCAAGACACGAAGUUGUCCUUGAACUCGAAAAUCAGGAGUAACAAGUUCUCCACUGCCGAGAGAUCGAUUAACAAGUAUAUCAUCGUAUUCAUAAUACUACUGCUGGUUGAAGUAAUAGAGUCUUGCUCGAUGAAAACUCUGAUCGACGCGACACAACAUUGGAAAUCGUACCUCGGUGACCACGAAGCGCUGGCUUUUGGGUCGUUGGUCGAUAACUUUUUCGCCUUCCUAGUCUUGUACAGUUACAUCGUCCCCAUAUCGUUGUACGUCACAAUAGAAUUACAAAAAUUCCUCGGUUCGUUUUUCUUCAGCUGGGACAUCGACCUCUACGACGAGAAAACGGAUCAACCGGCAAUAACUAACUCAUCGGACUUAAACGAGGAGCUAGGUCAGAUCGAGUUCCUAUUCACGGACAAGACUGGCACACUGACCGAAAACCUAAUGGUGUUCAGGCGUUGCUCCAUCGCCGGGAAACUGUACAUGGAAAAGGACUGCGAUGGCCAUUUGUACUCCUUACCUCCCAGUGGAGACGUUGAGGAAGCUGAGAGGCUGUUCGACUGGGAGCCGGAGGUAUGGCGCUUCAUGAUAAGUAUUUCUCUGUGCCAUACGGUACAAGUCUCCCCACCGAGCGUAAGAUCAACUGUUAUCGCGAGACGCGUCGAGUAUCGGGAAAGCUUCAGACUGAAGAAGAUAACUCGAGUAAACAGUUCGCUAAUGAUGCAUCCGGAUUUACCAGAAUACCAGGCAGCAUCAGCCGACGAGAAGGCGUUAGUGGAGGCUGCCGCCAGAUGUGGAGUCGUUUUUCAAAACAGCACCAACGAUGUGAUGGAACUAAGAGUCAAGAACAGCGAGAUGAUCUUCCAGAAGAUGGAGAUUUUGGAAUUCACUUCCGAGCGUAAAAGGAUGUCGAUAAUAGUGAAAGACAACAAUGACGAUUACUGGCUACACUGUAAGGGAGCGGAUUCGGCUGUUUUGCCGAUGAUAGUGUCAGGAAAGGUCAAUGAAACGAUCGCUCACGUGGCUGACUUUUCUAGGAGAGGUUUGCGGACGUUGGUGGUCGCGUACAAGAAAAUGAACCAGAAAGAAUACACGAGGCUGAUUGGCAAAGUACAAAGGGCCAGACAAGUGAUCGGUAUAGAGCGAGCGAUGCGCACAGAGAAAGCCUACAAUCAAAUGGAGGGCGGUCUCACUUUGCUAGGUGUGACCGCUGUGGAGGAUCGUCUUCAAGACGAGGUGCCGGAGACGCUCGAGUGUUUGCGGGUCGCGGGCAUCAAAAUAUGGGUGCUGACUGGAGACAAAGCGGAAACCGCGGAAAACAUAGCCUUCCUGUGCGGCCAAUUUAAAGAGGGUACGGAGAUAUUGAGAAUGGUGGACUUGGAAACGCCGCAAAUAUGCAUCGACCGUAUUGCGUACUUCGAACGGCGAAUGAUCCUCGAGCCUCACAAGCAAUACGGUCUAUUGGUUGACGGAUGCAGUAUAUCGAUAGCGUUGCAUAGCUGCCCAAAUGAAUUCCGAUCAAUCGGAAUGACCUGCGAGGCGGUGGUUUGUUGCAGAUUGACUCCUUUGCAAAAAAGCGAGAUAGUGAGUUUAAUUAAAAAAGCAAGCACAAGGCCGCAAACCGCUGCCAUCGGUGACGGGGGCAACGACAUUGCUAUGAUACAGGAAGCACACGUCGGGAUCGGGAUAAUGGGCAAAGAGGGUCGCCAAGCGACCAUGAGCUCCGAUUUCGCAAUAGCAAAGUUUCGAUUUUUGAAGAAAACGCUGCUGGUUCACGGCCAGUGGUACUACAUGCGGAUCAGCACUCUGACACUGUAUUUCUUUUACAAGAAUAUAUUAUUUAUCACGCCGCAGCUGCUGUUCGGUAUCCACAGCGGUUUCUCUCUACAGGCACUUUACGAUGGCAUGUUUUUAAUGCUUUUCAAUGUAUUAUUCACGUCCAUUCCGAUAUUAGUGUACGGAGUAAUGGAACAGAAUUACUCCGCCGAUAAGCUACUACGGUUUCCGUAUCUAUACAAAAUGUACAGAAAGAAUUAUUUGUUGAGCAGUAAACAGGCGUUUAUAUGGAGCAUUCUAGGUGUUUGGCAUGCUAUUGCUAUAUAUUUUAUGACGCAAGUUUUCAUUAGUAUUAAUCCCGUCAGUUUAUUCAAUAAUACGCCAGUGGAACAGUGGACAUUCGGCACAUUCGUUCUUCACGUGGUCACGUUACUGGCCAAUGUAAAGGUAUUGGUUUACAGUUCGUACUGGACGAUACCGUUGGUUUUGUCAGUGAUACUUUCCGAGUUAGCGUUCAUCUUGUUUACAGUUUACUACUCUUUCGUACGCCAACGGUACGACGGCGACAUGUUGUCCGUCUUCCCGAAAAUAUUAUCAUCGGUAUCGUUGUGGCUGCUGGCUAUAGUGAUCGUGAUUAUCUGCCUAAUACCUGACUACAUAAUAUUGACGUAUAGCAGGUACAUGCCUGCCCGCAUAACGAGGAGAAACGAAGAACAUCCGCGAAACGUAGUCAGUCAUGCAAGCGACAACGGAGAGACACAGUCGUCGGAAACAAGGUCCCAAGGAUUGUUCCGCUUAAAACCGUGGAAGAGCCAAUUCACACCAGCCAAGAUUGUAUAAUUAUGACGGCAAACGACUAUCGAAUUAGUGAUUUAUAGAUAACCUCCAGCAAAACAAGAAUCGCCCGUGUAAAUUGUAGAGCUAUUUAUUUUAAUGAUACUCGAUGCUCCAGGCGAGAUAUUUAUUAGAUAGGUGAAACACAAAAUUCAGUUAACACAAAUUACCACGAAAACAGCGAUGCACGAAAAUAGUAUUGGCGGUACUUUUUGCGGGGUGCAUGAUACUUUUUAUCAGAUAUCAAACAACAACUACACACAUCACAGUUUGAGGUUUGACAAAGCUGAAGCUGCAGUGAUCGAUCGCAGCUGUUGCUGUUACGUGCACUCAUAGCUCCAGCAUCCUGACCGUUCGCGAAAUUUCCACUCUCAAGACCAGUGUGUCUGUUGGUGUCUAGUGUGUCCAAGUGGCGGAGAGGAGACCUCGCAAAUGGAAUUGGAAGAUUCCAAUCGAUUGCCAAUGGAAAUCCAUUGGCAUCGUCCAAUGUCAUUUGUGAUGGGUAAUUCUCCCACUCUUACUUUCCUAAAAGAAUGUCGUAAAGUGGUUAGAAUGCUGUGAGGUCUGCGCGCACUUGACCGCCUUGCACGAGCACAAAGUGUGCAUAGUAUGUACAUGCAAACCGAUUCGUUAUACUCGCAUAUUGCCUGCAUGUAAAGUACGUAAUUUUCUGUUAUUUUGCCGAUUUUGUUCGAUGAUCUACAUCAAUCGGAUUUACCGGUAUAGGAACUCCAAACACGGGAAAAUAAAAUAGCAGAUAAAAAUUUUGAGAAACAGGUUAUGUCAAGGUUAUUAGUAGUUACUUGAGUUUGCGGGACCGGGAAAAGUAGAUUUUUGAAAUAGUAAAUAGAGUGUACAUAUUUUUAUAUCUUGUCAUGUAGUACAGAAUUCGGCAGAUCAACUUUUUUUGAAACAGUAGUUGCAUACCGAAAAUAGCAUUUCAAAAAUAUAUUUAACUAAGUAUUAUCCAUAUAUGUAACUACUAUUUCAAACAAA
Messenger RNA from Megalopta genalis, 5105 nucleotides. Lineage: Eukaryota; Metazoa; Arthropoda; Insecta; Hymenoptera; Halictidae. The record is from RefSeq and is a predicted model, not a curated record.